AAAUCAUUUUACGCGAACAAUGUCAACACUUCGGGUACGGUUAAAGUCUCACUGUAAAUGAGGCUAUAGCGCUGCGCAGUAAGUCUUUUGAUCGUAAAUAUUUAGUAGGAGAAAAGAUGAAAGAGAAAUUGUACGUUUUGAGAGGUUUUACUGUACAUUUAUUAAUCAGCGCUGCGCAUAUUACAUAUAUAUACAUAAAAAUGUUGACAAUGGAAAUGCCAAUACAAGAACAAGUGUUGCAAUCGGUUGGAGGAAAUGAACAAUUGUUGAAUAAGUUGUCGGAUAAACUUCGAUUAUGGCUAAAACAACAACUUCAUCUUCCUCAAGAAAUUUCUGAUCGUCGAUUGAAGUACUUCAUCUAUUCUGCGAAAUUUGAUUUUGAAAAAGCCAAGAAACGUCUGGAUCUCUUUUACACUAUUCGUACUUUGAGUCCCAAAUUAUUUGGUGAUUAUGAUCCAUUGGAUGCUGGUUCGAUUCAACAAGACAGUUACGUACGAUGGAUACCUCUGCCAAAGUUAACGCCAGAAAAAUAUAGAAUAAUGUUUUUCCAGAUACUGAACCAUGAUGUAGAUGCGUUCGAUUCUUACAAAGUUGCACAACAUACUUUUCGGACAUUUGACCUGUGCAUCGAGGAAAACAUAGUAGAUAAUUGCGAUAUUCUCAUUUGGGACUGCAGCAAUGUACUUCUCAGUCAUAUAUUGAAGUUUACACCAAACAUAAUGAAAGAUAUUACCAUUGGCCUGGAAGCAUUCGGCGCAAGAGUUAAAGCAAUUCACAUAUUCAAUGCGCCCUCUUAUAUAAAUGUCUUUUUGACAAUGAUGAAAUCAGUAAUGAGCGCAAAACUUAUUAAAAGAAUAUGUGUUCAUAAAUCUGGAGUGGAAUCAUUGUAUGAAAUUAUACCAAAAUCGCUUUUUCCAAAAGAUUAUGGCGGUGAUCAACCGUCAACAUGUGAAAUAACAGAAAUGUGGCGUGCGAACUUGAUUAAAAAAAGAGACUGGUUCUUGGAACAGAACAAACUCAAAACCAACGAAUCUCUGCGAUCUAAUUCCGUAAUAAAUCUGGACGAUCUAUUCGGAGUUUCGGGAACAUUCCAAAAACUGGACAUUGACUAAUGCAGAAUAAAGUAUAUGGAACGUAAAAAGUAAAAACUUUGGCAACUGUGAGAAACACGAUGAAACUUAUACGUGUGUGUGUAUUAAUUAUAUGUAUUAAUACGAGGGAUAUUUUGUAUCAACUUCGCAACUAUCUAUUCUCGAGUUUAAAUCAUGUACUAAUGCUAGAUUUUAUUCACCUCUACCGAGAUUGCAUAGAAUUUGGAACCAAGUAUUGAAUGAAACAUUGGAAAUGGAAUCCAUUAGUAAUUAUAAGCGUAAAGUACAUUAGUUGAUUUAUUCUGAAAACUUUGUUAGCGAAUGGUAGCACUCGCGAACUUUGUCUUUGCAUUGUAUUACUUUGUAUAAAAGACUAUAACCCGUUUAAAUAAAUAAAUAUUUGUUAAAAA
This is a messenger RNA of Pseudomyrmex gracilis, 1501 nucleotides long. Its product is annotated as retinol-binding protein pinta-like. The record is from RefSeq and is a predicted model, not a curated record. The transcript is spliced from 8 exons. Gene Ontology annotation, molecular function: phosphatidylinositol bisphosphate binding. Gene Ontology annotation, cellular component: membrane. NCBI's taxonomy places the organism in Eukaryota, Metazoa, Arthropoda, Insecta, Hymenoptera, Formicidae. Bases 117 to 1112 code for a protein of 331 amino acids.